Messenger RNA from Plectropomus leopardus (leopard coralgrouper), 2207 nucleotides. RefSeq names its product adenylate kinase 7-like. Gene Ontology annotation, biological process: nucleobase-containing compound metabolic process. Gene Ontology annotation, molecular function: ATP binding; nucleobase-containing compound kinase activity. NCBI's taxonomy places the organism in Eukaryota, Metazoa, Chordata, Actinopteri, Perciformes, Serranidae. The record is from RefSeq and is a predicted model, not a curated record.
UCACAAAUGUCGACUAACGUUACCAGUCUGAGUUUUCACAUUUCUGCUAGCACUUUAGUUUCUUAUAAAUAAAACGCAGAGCAUUUGUAACCAAUCCGUUUUAAAAUGGGGGACAAAAAGCAACCACCUCCUCCCAAACGUGUUUUUAUCAACGACGUCGACAGGUAUUCCUCCAAACACAUCGCGAAGUUUUUAUCGACAUGUGGAGCCGGACUGGCCUCUGAGGAGGCAGAAGAGGAGGAGACCUCCCCUCCAGGUGAACCUGCCCUCCAGAUAGUGGGAACUGUUUCUCCUUCAAACAAAGAUGAAAAAGAAAGCUUUCUGUUUGAACAGUAUACGUCACCAACUCGAGGUGAGCUUCUUGAGCACCUGAUGGAGUGUGACAUUGUGGUGUACAACAUAUCAGAAAAUGCUACACAACAGCAGGUUGAAGAUGCAACAUGGGCAAUAAGAGCUCUUCAUGCUGAGAUGGAGAACUACAAGUCUCGGAAAAUGUUCAUCUUAGUCUCGAGCGUGAUGACCUGGGCCAUGACCAAACCACAGAAUCCGGAAGAGACAGAUGUUCUGCUGACAGAGGAAGAGUUCAGAAGAAGACGACCACACCCAAAUUUUAGAAACCGCAAUGAUCUGGAGAAACUUGUGCUCAAACUGGGCAGAGGUAAAAAGUCAAAGCUUACCGGCUAUGUUGUAGCUAGUGGUCUUCAGUACGGAAAGGGAGAAAACCUCUUUCACUACUUUUUCAAGGUGUCCUGGUUGAUGCAGUUUCCAAAAGUCCCUCUCUUUGGACAGGGCACAAAUUACAUCCCAAUGAUUCACGUAUACGACCUUGGGGGAGUGAUUCAAAACAUCAUUGAACUCAAACCAAAGUCAAAGUACAUUCUUGCUGUCGAUGACUCCAAGAACACUUUAGAGGAUAUUGUAAAGAUGAUAAGCGAUACACUUGGGCCAGGAAAGAUUAACAAAGUGCCAGAGCAGGAAGCCAUCACCAUGAAGGCUUUUAAGCCAGAGGAGCUGGAGUACCUAAAUAUCAACCUCCGCCUGGAUGCUUUUAUCAUAAAAGACUCCUUCAGUCUCCGCUGGACGUCUGAAGCUGGGAUGGUUGAAAACAUGGCGAGCAUUGUGGAGGAAUACAAAGACACCAGGCAGCUACUUCCAAUCAGAAUCUGCCUGGUUGGACCUCCAGCUGUGGGUAAAAGCACCGUUGCAGAGAAGCUCUGUGGUCAUUACCAAAUACACCACAUCAAGAUCAAAGAGGUCAUUGAGGAGAAGAUCGCACAACUGAAGGAGAUAGUGAAUGAAUCUGACCCUGAAAAUGUCAGUGAAGAUGUUGCAGCUGCUGCACAGAAACAGAAACUGGAAAUUUUUAACAAAAGCAUGGACAUGAAUGCAGGUCGACUGGCAGACCAUCUAGUUUUUGACAUUUUGCAAGAAAAGCUGAAUUCAAAGCCAUGUAGGAAUCAAGGAUUUGUUAUCGAUGGCUUCCUCAAAACCUACGAGCAGGCAAAGAUGAUUUUCUCUGAUGAGGUCACAGAGAACCAUGAUUUGAUGCCCAAAACACCCGUAUACAACAAGAAUAUUACUCCAGAGCAUGUUUUUGCCCUCAAUGCGACAGAUGAUUUUCUGACAAAGCGAGUGCAGGGACUUCCACAGAGUGUGGCAGAGAAGAUGCACUACACACAGGAGGAGUUUAACCCUCGCCUGACGAGAUACAGACAACUCUGUGCUGCUGAGGAAACCUUGCUGGACUACUUUGAUGAGCUUGAGAUUCACCCAGAACACAUUGAGGUCACUGCAGGAGAUUCAGAGUAUGCAGAUGUUAUGAAGAAGAUCACAGAGAUGGUGGGAGCUCCCAAAAACUAUGGUCUGAGUCCAGAGGAGCAGGAGGAGGAGGACAGGAAGAAAGAGGAAGAGAGGAGGCAGAGAGUGGCUGCAGAGGCUGCGGAGAAGAAACGCAGGAAGGAAGCUGCACUGGCUGAGAUGGCUGCUCAGUAUGAGGAGUGGCAGAAGAAUUUGUCGGAGGUGAAGCGACAGGAGUGCGAGCUGCUGGAAGCUCACUCUCUUCCUCUGAGGAACUAUCUGAUGAAGUACGUGAUGCCCUCGCUCACUGAGGCCAUGUUAGAGUGCUCCAAGAUCAAACCGGACGACCCCGUCGACUUUUUGGCUGAAUAUCUUCUACGGAACAACCAGCAAGAAUAACAAAUGAUCCA